AACGUUAAUAAUCUAUUCCACCAGCUGCGCUCGACUAACACGACCUUUCUUCGAUUUCCAGCUCACACGACCUUCUCGCCGAGCGACGUCAGUUUGGGCCAGCUGGAGCAAAAUUCGCAGUGUGCAACACACAAGGCGGCCCCCACGCUCGAGACUCGUGCAGGCGGUGAGUCGUGCCGCCGGAGAAGCACCAUCAGGCACGCAGCACGGGCGAUUGAGAUGAGAUGUCGUUGAGAACGCGUGUCCUCUGCCUGGUGGAGGUCGUGCUGCGAGUGCCGCCGCUCUUCGUCAUCGAUGAGAUCCUCAAGCUGGGGCUCGGCGUCGCCGAGUUCACCGAGGGCGAGUUCGUCGAGCUCAACGGCUAUGAUCCCGGCGAGCAUGCGGAGGCGGGUGCCGCCGCCGCCGCUAGUUUUCUCGCCGACUCCUUCAACUACACCGGAUCGCGGCUGCAGUACGAUUCCAAAGUCUACAAGUUUGUUUUGAUUUCACUCAUGAGGGUCUUGCUGAGUGCUUUAGGAUGUUUGGUCGCCCUUGGUCUGUUUGUGCUGAACACAAAGCACCUUAUGGUCGUCUACAUGUAUCUAAUGUCAUUGGGGAUCGUUUUCGUCUCGUACUGGACGAAUGUGUCCACAAUGCGUAGCGUCAUCGGCGCAGUCGAAAGCGAGCAGAUCAAGUCUUCGAUUCUCGACGAGAUUCUCUCGCUGAAUUUCGGCGAGAUUAUGCGCCCGGAUGGUUGCGCCUACUACGUCGGGCAGAACAUACUAUUCCAGCUGGCGAUGAUGUUCCUUUUCUUCAAUAUUCACCUUGGACCACGCUACGGCUCCCUACAGCGGCUUCUACCUCUAUCGUUUAUUGGUCCUUCAAUUCUGGCUCUACUACCACUGCCAGUGGCAGUGUUCAAUCACGCUGCUGUUUUCGCUGCUCUGCUACCAUUAAUGAUGGUGGUGUUUGUCUUAUUUGCGUCGAUAUUCUCCAUCGUGCAGACGGUUUUACAUGGGUACAACUACGCGCGGACGUAUGUGAGCAAUUUCGGCAUGUCGGCACUCAUCGAAAGCGAAUGGUUGCGCUUGAGCGUGCCGGAAGUCCUGCGCACGUUUUGGUUACUGCGUGUGUUGGAACACACUGGGUUGUUUUUCAUCGCUGGAUUAUGGCAGAUGGAUGAUUCCGGUUUGACACCGGCGUUCAAAUGGAUGAAGAAUACGAUGAUUACUGGAUGUGACACGCUCAUUGCCGUGCUGGGGAUUACCAGCGUGGUUUCGUAUCUUUGUCAUCACAUCGGUAAAUUCUUCCAGUGGAUAUUACUCACGCAGGAUGAGAAUGACAAAGGCAUAGGCGCUGUGUCCGCCAUUUUGUUUUAUAUCCUCGCGCUGCAGACGGGCUUGACUGGUUUGGAGCCGGAGAAACGCUUUGUGCGAUUGUGUCGCAAUUUCUGCCUGCUCUUCACUGCGCUGCUACACUUUAUACACAACAUCGUCAGCCCGCUGCUGAUGAGUCUCAGCGCGUCGCAUAAUCCGUCACUGAAGAGACACAUACGUGCUCUGGCGGUGUGCGGAUGUCUAGUCCUGUUUCCUAUUUUACUCAUGACUUAUCUAUGGUCCAACCAUCGUGUCUCCACUUGGUUACUGGCUGUGUCCGCUUUCAGCAUUGAAGUCAUCGUCAAGGUCGCUGUGAGUUUAUGCAUAUACUCGAUAUUCUUAUUGGACGCACGCAGGGAUACAUUCUGGGAGCGUUUGGAUGACUAUGUAUACUACAUCCGGGCGUUUGGUAACACCGUGGAAUUUUGUUUCGGGAUUUUCCUCUUCUUCAACGGCGCAUGGAUACUUGUCUUCGAAAGCGGCGGAGCCAUCCGUGCAGUGAUGAUGUGUAUCCACGCAUAUUUCAAUAUAUGGUGUGAUGCGAAAGCAGGCUGGCGUUUUAUGAAGCGGCGUACGGCUGUUAACAAAAUUGACAGUCUGCCCGAGGCUGAGGAAGAGCAACUUGAGCGUUUGGACGACGUUUGCGCAAUUUGCUAUCAGGAGAUGAAGUCGGCGAAGAUCACGCGAUGCAAUCACUUCUUUCACGGUGUUUGCUUGCGUAAAUGGCUAUACGUGCAGGAUCGUUGUCCGCUGUGUCAUGAAAUCCUGCACAGCGUCGAGUACGAUCAUAAAACGGAGGAGAACGAGGAGGAGGAGCAGCAUCCGGUGCCCGAGGAGGAAAUCUUCGACGAUUAUAGGUGAUGAUAAAUUGAUUUAUGAAUAAAUGUUUGGAUUGUGUCGACGUGGACCUCUCGGGCACACACAUACACACACACACAUUUGUUGUUGUUUUCGUUUAUAGUCUCUCAAUAUAUAGUUAAGUGAUGCGCGCCGAGCAUGAAGCCGAAACAUACACGAGGGAAAUGAAUGUGAUUGAUUUGUACUCUCAAACGUUAAUCUUGUCUUAUUUAUAUAUCUCUGGUUGAAUAACUUUGUUAAAUCGUAUAUACUUUUGUAAUAUAAUUAAGUAGUAGGCUAUUUUUAGGCGAUAAGUUUGCAGCGCAGUCACACGGUACUUACUACUGACGUGGAAUCUUUAUUAAGUUUUUGAUUUUUGUUUUAUGUUGCACGUAGCUGAAUGAUGGGCAGCUGAAUUGGUUCGUAUAUGUAUAUAUUUCGAAAACUAUAACAACGCAAGUGAUAAAACCAUGUAAUCUUAAGUGCGGCAGGAUUUAGCGUGUGGAAUUUUGUACAUAAGUAGGAUGUUUUUCAACGGGCAACUAUUGCGGUUUAUUCAUCGUUGAUGUUUCUGUUCAAUUUCCGGUUGAAUGAAGUGACGUGCAGCUUUCUGUCGAAUGGAAUAAAUAUAUUUUACAAAGGGCAA
Messenger RNA from Dalotia coriaria, 2838 nucleotides. RefSeq names its product TRC8 ring finger protein (gene Trc8). Gene Ontology annotation, cellular component: endomembrane system; endoplasmic reticulum. The record is from RefSeq and is a predicted model, not a curated record. Lineage: Eukaryota; Metazoa; Arthropoda; Insecta; Coleoptera; Staphylinidae. Gene Ontology annotation, biological process: ERAD pathway.